AUGUGUUUCCCCCAUAUUAUGAAUAUAUGUGUACAGCAUGUCGCUGAUCAUUUCACUAACUCCAUUGUUGCUGCACAAGAAGUCUCACAGGCGUGGGAUGCAACUAUUGAUGGCAUUGUGAUGGACAAAAAAACCUACAUUGCAGCUAUCACAAAUAACCCAGUUGCGCUGGGCCGGUCAGCUAUCAAAGCGAUCCGAGUAUCUGGACUGCGUCGCGAUAAAUUCAUGGAAGUUGUCAAAACCGGAAAUGCCAAGCAAUGGUUCAAAUCUCCUUUGAAUGAGCUGGUUACCGUUCCUGAGGUUGAACUCCUUCGUGAUGUCUGCAUGAGAUGGGACUCAACAUAUUUCAUGAUCAAUCGCUUACGAGCAAUGCGUCCAGCCAUAGACUUCUUCCUUAGCACACCUAAUCAGCAGGACAUUUCUGGUCAUAAGAUGACCGACUCAGAGUGGCAAGUUCUCGAGGACCUUGAAAAGAUUCUAGAUGUACCUCAUAGAGUGCAGCAACAGAUGUCAUCUGAGAGCAUGCCCCAGUUGGGUAGUGCAGUUCCGUGCUUCGAGUUGUUCAUGACUGCAUGGGAAUCACUCGCUACCAAAUUUCCCCGACUCCGUCCCUCUAUCGAUGUUGGCUUGGAAUGGGCUAAGUCAUACUACAUCUGCAUGGACCUGACAGACACAUAUGUUAUAGCGAUGUGUAAGUCUACUAUACUUGGUGAUAAAUGA
Messenger RNA from Suillus bovinus, 720 nucleotides. RefSeq lists its product as uncharacterized. The transcript is spliced from 3 exons. The coding region runs from base 1 to 720 and encodes 239 amino acids. Lineage: Eukaryota; Fungi; Basidiomycota; Agaricomycetes; Boletales; Suillaceae. The record is from RefSeq and is a predicted model, not a curated record.